Messenger RNA from Cladocopium goreaui, 816 nucleotides. The record is from the annotation of a GenBank genome assembly. NCBI's taxonomy places the organism in Eukaryota, Dinophyceae, Suessiales, Symbiodiniaceae.
AUGGCUGGGGCUGGCUGCGGCUGGAGAGAUGCCGGGAACACCCAGCCAGUUUCAGAUUUCAGUGGCCUGCUGGAGUCAAAUGUGAUUCAGUCCAGCUCUGAAAGCGAUGAGCCGGAGGAGGCUCCCACCGGUGCGCCGCGGACGGAUUCCCGGAAAGGUGCUGCGGGCGUGGCUGACGAGGUUGAGCCCAAGAAGGCCAACUCCAAAGCGGCUUCCAGGCCCCGAGACCGCGGCCCCGAGUUCUCCUUUAGCGCGUUGGCCAAAAGGAAACAGGAAGAGCGGCUGCAAGCUGAACGCUUGAAGAAAGACGAGGAGCGUGCGAAACGGAAAGAGGAUCUGAAACGGGACGAUGCGCCGCAGAUCACUGAGGAGCAGAAAUUGAAGCUGAACGAACUCAAGAAAAAGCAGGAGGAGGUGAGACGACAAAAGCUUCGGGAGAAGCUUGAGGCAAAGCAGCAGCGAGCCAAGGAGCGCGAGCAGAAACGCGUGCACUUGGAGGAGCAGCAGAGAUCGCAGAAGGAGCGCGAACUGGCUCGAAAGCGUCGUGAAGAAGACUUGUCGGCGCAGCUGGCGCAGGCUCAGAAAGAAGAACUGGAGCUUCAAAAAACCAUGGAGGAGCUCAAACGCAAGGCCGCAGACAUUGCGGCGCGUAUUGCCGAGCUGCAGCGGCAAACAGCCAGUCUUGCCAAAGAGCGUGACAAUGACACUCCGGCCGUUGGAGACCCAUCAACUCACAAGGCGAGGUCCAGCCGUCCGGGGUGCUGGUGGGAAUUUCAAUACGAUGGUCGGAACAUUCGAAUGAUUCGAAUGCGAUAA